This is a messenger RNA of Puntigrus tetrazona (Sumatra barb), 1559 nucleotides long. RefSeq names its product ubiquitin conjugating enzyme E2 A, like (gene ube2al). Gene Ontology annotation, cellular component: HULC complex. NCBI's taxonomy places the organism in Eukaryota, Metazoa, Chordata, Actinopteri, Cypriniformes, Cyprinidae. The transcript is spliced from 6 exons. The record is from RefSeq and is a predicted model, not a curated record. Gene Ontology annotation, molecular function: ubiquitin conjugating enzyme activity. The coding region runs from base 114 to 572 and encodes 152 amino acids. Gene Ontology annotation, biological process: protein polyubiquitination; proteasome-mediated ubiquitin-dependent protein catabolic process; DNA repair.
UUGUACUCAGAAAAGAAUAUUAAUCACCAGUGUUGUGACAUAUACAGUUACCUUAGCAUUUGUUAUUAGGCUCUAAAAAUAAUCGCUGACUAUUUUUUUUAGUGUAGUUAAAGAUGUCCACCCCAGCAAGAAGGCGGCUCAUGCGAGAUUUUAAGCGGCUCCAGGAGGAUCCUCCAGCCGGCGUCAGCGGAGCUCCGUCUGAGAACAACAUCAUGGUGUGGAACGCGGUUAUAUUCGGUCCAGAAGGAACACCUUUUGAAGAUGGUACCUUCAAACUCACAGUUGAGUUCACGGAGGAAUAUCCGAACAAGCCCCCAACUGUGCGGUUCGUCUCAAAAAUGUUUCAUCCAAAUGUGUAUGCUGAUGGCAGUAUCUGCCUAGAUAUUCUUCAGAAUCGAUGGAGUCCAACUUACGAUGUUUCAUCUAUUCUGACAUCAAUUCAAUCUCUUCUAGACGAGCCAAAUCCUAACAGCCCCGCAAACAGCCAGGCAGCACAACUGUAUCAAGAAAACAAACGGGAAUAUGAGAAACGAGUGUCAGCGAUUGUAGAGCAGAGCUGGAGGGACAGUUGACCACAUUCACAAGCCAUGCUCUCACUGAAAUGUUGUUUUCCUUUUGUUUGGCUCUGUUGUUUGGGGAUAGUUUUUCAAAUCUCCAUUUUUAAGUUUUUAUGCACUUUACUCAUGCAAGAUUGUGAUUUUUUUUUUUCUCUCCCAUGUUUUUGCCUGGACUGAUUUCAACCCUCAUUAAGAUCAGUGAAAGGGGUCAAUGUACCCGGUGAAUAAUGCUCGACUAAUUUUGCAUACGGCAUGAACAUGCAGUGAUUGUUCUGUUUUGCUAAAUGCAUAAGCGUCUCUUUAAAAACACACACAUUAUGGUUGAGUCAAUCAAGGCAGUCUAAUCUGGAUUCAUGACUCUUGCUGAGAGACAAAAGUCAUAGUAGUGUUGAUGAAAAUGUUUCUGGUGCUUUGUCAAUUUUAAUAUCAUGGUCUCGCUCAAAAAGCAGUUAAAAGUGUCCUUUCAAUUUUGGUUUUGCUUCAGUUCUGGAUUCGUUACGUGGAUUCAGUCACAAAUCUUCUUGGCUCUGCCGGGCGGUGUUGGCAUGCUACCACACGAGUGGUGAGCAUCUCUAGUACGCACUAAAAAGAUGUCGGUAAGCAGACGUCAGGGUAUAUAUAAAUUAUAUCAAAUUAGUUGACCAAAAAAUGGCAAUAUAAUGUGGAGUUUAAAAUAUAUAUAUAUUUACUAGUCAAAAAAAAGAUUUGCUGGAAUUACUCAAAGUUCAAAAACAUCCUACAGAGAUACAUUAACUGCAGUUACUUAAUAUCUUUUCAUGGCUUGCAGCACAAGUCCAAUCAAUCAAGUGAAAUUGUCUUUUUUCCAAGCCCUUGAUCUUUGCAGAUGUAUGCCCUGUUACAUGCAUGAAUGCCUGAGUGUGUCCUUGCCUCUAUUAAUCUCUUGUAAAUACAAAAACAUCUGAAUUUUGUGUACAGAUUUUGCACUGGUUGGCAAUCUCAUUUUCCAGCACUUGUAAAUACUUAAAUAAAAGGUGAAACUAC